Molecule: messenger RNA, 318 nt
Organism: Anopheles coustani
Lineage: Eukaryota; Metazoa; Arthropoda; Insecta; Diptera; Culicidae
Product: flexible cuticle protein 12-like
Exons: 2
Coding region: 4-318 (104 amino acids)
Cellular component (GO): chitin-based extracellular matrix
Molecular function (GO): structural constituent of chitin-based larval cuticle
Source: RefSeq, a predicted model, not a curated record
AAAAUGAAGACCAUCAUUGCUCUCGCUUUCGUCGUCGCCCUAGCCCUGGCCGCUCCCCUGGAUGACUCCAAGACGGCUCAGAUCCUGAAGUACGAGAACGACAACAUCGGAGUUGAAGGAUACAAGUUCGCUUUUGAAACCAGCGAUGGCCACCAGCGUCAGGAGCAGGGUGAGCUGAAGAAGGUGGGCGAUGAGGAGGCUCUGGUCGUGCGCGGCUCGUACUCGUUCACCGCCGACGACGGUCAGGUGUACACCGUCAACUACGUCGCCGACGAGAACGGAUUCCAGCCGGAGGGAGCCCAUCUGCCCACGGUCUAA